UCAAUUAUCGAGUUGGAGACCUGUCUAUAAACGGGCAUUACUGCCGCCUUGAGAACACGCGCAGUUCGGACCGAUCCUUUCGUGAACGGGGAGAGAAGAUGACGGCGUUCCACGCUCUUCGAGUGAGCCGCCACGUCCUCCUCAACCGCGCCCAUAUGCUACUCUACUCCCUCGCCAUCCUCGCUCUCCUCCGCCACCGCGUUUCCUGCCUUCUCUCCUCUUCCCGCUUCAUCCCCCUCCUCCUCGCCGAGCUGGUCCUCGCGCUCAUGUGGGUCGGCUCCCAAGCCACCCGGUGGCGCCCCGUGCGUCGCCACGAGUUCCCCGACCGGCUGCUCCGGGAGGUCGACCCCGCGGCCUUCCCCGCGCUCGACGUAUUCAUCUGCACCGCCGACCCGCACCGGGAGCC
Musa acuminata subsp. malaccensis (wild Malaysian banana) is the source of this 406-nucleotide messenger RNA. The record is from RefSeq and is a predicted model, not a curated record. Lineage: Eukaryota; Viridiplantae; Streptophyta; Magnoliopsida; Zingiberales; Musaceae.